This is a messenger RNA of Caenorhabditis angaria, 967 nucleotides long. Lineage: Eukaryota; Metazoa; Nematoda; Chromadorea; Rhabditida; Rhabditidae. The record is from the annotation of a GenBank genome assembly.
AUGUCAGCAGUUUUGAAAGAGGAUGGACUCGAAGUUGCACACGUGGAAGAUGAUCGAGGAGUUCAGGUAAGAUUUUUUGAGAGAGUUUUGAAGUUAUCGGAAUCGAACCUGGGCAGAUUUUGUGAAAAAAACAUUAAGGCCGCAUCAAAAAUUCUGAUUUAUUUUUUUGAAAUUUCAAAUUUCAGGGCGAUGCUGCGAUUAUCGAUGUUGAUGAUCGAGAGGAAUAUUUUGUGAAACCAUUGUAUACGUAUUAUUGUACUUGUGGUGAAGUAAGCUUUUAUGUUAACCAUUUCUCAUAAAGUUAUUUUCUUCGAAAUUCGGAACUAUCAGAUUUUUAGAAGUAUUCUCCGAAAUCGUACAGUAACUCAAUUUUUGGUUUUUCUACCAUAUAAUUUUUUAAAAUUAUUUAACUUCGUUUCAGAUGGCAAUGAUCAGUGAUACAUUAAUUUGCCGAAUGCCAUUACGAAAAAGAGAUUUGGCUAGAGUAAUUGCACCGGAACGCACAACUGCCAAAAUAUUUGCGACCCAAGGAGAUAGUGUUUAUAUCAAAAGAAAUUGCGGUUUAGAGCAACAAUAUCGAAAGAUUUGUAAAUCUUGUAAAGUUCCAUUGUUUUAUCAACAUCCUACAAACAUGGCUUGCACUUUUAUUUUUAAUGAUGCACUACUUUCUGCUCAAGAAGUUGGUGGAUUUAGUGGAAAUAAUGAGGAGCAGAGAGCCAAGAAAAUUGUGAUGAAAAGAAAUGUUAAGAAUCAGGGAAAAAGUGGAAGUGUUACUGUUUCGACGAUGGAAGGAGAAGAAGAGGAUGAAUUAGAAGCACGGGAAACUGCACAAUCUUAUACUAUGAAUGCUCGAAUUGUUCAUGAUACUUUGAAAAGAAAAGGAAUUAUGAAUGGCAAAUUUGUGACGCCGAAUGAUGUGCCUUCAUCUUCCAGUGAAGCUAAAAAGAAGCGAGGAACGCUUUUAUAA